Messenger RNA from Adineta steineri, 1029 nucleotides. The record is from the annotation of a GenBank genome assembly. NCBI's taxonomy places the organism in Eukaryota, Metazoa, Rotifera, Eurotatoria, Adinetida, Adinetidae.
AUGUUCCCUGAAGCAGGUACAAACAGCAGUAACUUAUUAUUGGCUAACGACUCAUUAAAUGAUACGAUUAUAUAUCCUAAUUUCUCAGCAGUGAACUUAUCAUAUUCAUUUCAGUUUUGGUUUGCACUCAUUUUACAAAUUCCAUCUGUAAUAUGUUAUUUACUUGUUCUUACAUAUAUUCUCACUAAAAAAACUGAACGUCAAGCUCUUCAUAAUCAUUCAAUAUUAGUUCUUCUUUUCCUUUCAUUCUCUAUUGUAUUAUUUGAUUUCUCUUGGAAAAUAGAUAGUUAUCGUCGUCAAGGAAACGUCUGGCCACAAGUACCAUUUUUAUGUGAAGUAUGGUGGCUUCUCGAGUAUGGUUUUUAUGAUACAUGUACAGUUAUUUUAGCUUGGUCAUCAUUUCAACGUCAUAUUCUUAUUUUUCAUUCAAAUUUAGUUUCGACAAAACGAAAACGAUUAUUUAAUCAUUAUUUACCUUUGACAUUUAUUUUUAUAUAUUUAAUUAUUUUUUAUAUCUGUACUAUUUUCUUUCCGCCCUGUGAAAAUCAAUAUGAUUUUACAUCACCUGUAUGUGGAGCCUUUCCAUGUUAUUUUUCAGUUCCACCUUUAAUACUAUGGAUUGUAUUCGUUCAUGGUGUUAUACCAACUUUUCUGAUUGCAAUAUUCAAUAUUACAUUACUUAUUCGUGUUUUAUGGCAAAGAUAUCUUCAUCAUCGUGAUUGGAAAAGAUGCCGAAAAAUGACAUUUCAAUUAUUAUCAGUGUGUACACUUUAUCUUUCAUUGAAUUUACCAUUAAUGCUUAUAACUAUGGUACAAUAUGCAGGUUAUCCUGAUUUUGCUACUGAAUUCCAGCUUUAUUUAGUCUUCUUUACUAAUAUAAUUCAAUAUCUUUUGCCUUUCGUAUGUCUCAUAUCUUUACCUGGUAUAUGGAUAAAAAUAACAACAUUCUUUCCGUGGAAUACUCGACGAGUUAUGCCUAUAAUAACAACUGUAAAUAUAAGAAAUGGCCAGCAGAAGACUAAAGUCUGA